UGUAACAUGAUUUUGUAUUUUUGAAUGAACAAYCCACGUUUUUUAUCAUUUAAGAUUUAACAAUUGUCGAUUUAUCCACUUUUUGAAAAUUCUACAACCCGUUCCAAGUUUGAUUUGUACGCUUUAUUAAUUAUACUACCAAUUCACCAAUCACCAGUGUUAUAAUGGUGGUAGUUGACUACUCAAGUCACGACCGCAUCCGUCGUAAUAACUACAACCAGAAUGAUGAUACAAGUCAACAGCUAGAUCAUGAUGCCAUUGUCGAUAUCGGUAUAGCAAACUUUUGUCCUCGACUGCGUCAAGCUAUUAGCGCUCUUUCACGUCAUACAGUUGGUCCAUUACAACAACGUGUGCAGUUAUCAGACUUUCAGAGUUCUACCUUAUCUUCUUUACCAACAGAAGAUUUGAGUUCAAAUGCACAGCUUCCUCGGAACGACAAGUUUGUCCUCGCAUUACCAUAUUUAUAUGAAGACAAUUUACCAUUAUCCAGACAUAAUUUUAUGGUACGGUGGUUAAUAAUAGCACAGUGUGGCCAUCCAGAUAAAGCACCCGAAGUUAUUUUACUAGAAACAGACUAUUCAUCCGUGAAUUCAGGAUAUGGUGAAACAUCAUCACGUAGGACACUACAACGCCCUCAACAACUGCAACGCCGUCAGUAUCAAACUAAUCAAAUUAUUCAAGAACGAUAUUGGCAACAAUAUGUGGCCAGUGAUGCAUUUUACAUUCAAUGUUUAACCAAAUGGGAUAAAAUAAUUAAUAACAGUUCAUUUAUAUUGCAAUACUGUUUGUUAGCAGAUCAAUUAUAUGAAUGUUAUGUUAAUUUUCAGCUUUACAAACUCAAAAUUUCAUUGAAAUCUACGCCAACAAUGUUGCAUCCACCUCCACAUCUGGUUCAAGCAUAUACUCAAUACAAACAACUAACUAAAUUAUCAAAACUAAACAUGGCAGAAGUAGGUAAUGUGACAAACGAUAUCAGUGUUGAGCUUUUUAUCGAUUUGGACAAUGGCAAUAAUUAUGAUGAUCGCCGUAAUCAAAUAACUUGGUCUGCUACAGUACGCAUGCGUUCUAUAAUCAGUUUGGUUUCAUCYAAACAAACAGCAUCAACAACUACUGAGGCUACUGACUGUGCGGAUAACACCAAAAUAUUUUCACAAUUGGCUUCAGUAACUGGAAUCUUUCCCCCAACUGCUAAUAAAAAUGCCACCAAACCAGGUGAUGCCAAAGUYCCUUUAAAUGAAAAGUUUGUAGUAAGAAUUCUAAGUUCGAAAUUAUGCCGUACYACACCACAAGGAGGCAUGAUGGMAAUUAUGUUAAAUGCCAUAACAGGUCGAUGUUUUGACACGGCAAUGAUAGAUUAUGUUACAUAUGUACGCCGAGUGCAACAAGCCGCAGUUCAAGCUUAUAAUUAUGACCCCAGCAAUAGUCAAGAAGAUAAACAAACAUCUGAUGCUGAUGAUAACAAUUCAAUUAAAUUACUUCUUGAAGCACUUCACGAAGUGUUUUGUGAUUAUCCUUCGAAUGGUAAUUGCCUAUUAGAUUAUCAAAUAAACAAUAAUGAAACAUCUUCUAAGGAUACCACAAGUUAUUUUCGUUUUUUGUUGAUUGAUGAUGAAAUGGUCACUGAAAAUACACAACUUAAAUACAUUCUAACUAUCGAGUAUAACAAGGAAAUCUCUGAAAAAUUACAAACUUCAGCAGAUUUGGAAAAUACUAAUCAAUCUAUGGUUACAAAAUCAGUUCCUGUUGUAGCAUUGCGUUCUGUUUAUGAUGAUGAAAACGUUGAUAAUUACUUGAAUAUUGAUAUUGAUGACUUAAUUAAAACAGAUAACCUUGUGAAAUAUUAUAGUGAGUUGGCCAACAUUAUUAAAAUUACAACUAAAAAUGGCAUGCGGAAAUUACGUAARGAUGUGUUAACACCAGUGUUGACUCGAUAUAAUAAACAAUGGGCCCCUACUGAUCCAUAUUUUGUAGCUUCGUCAAGCACCCCACCUCCUUAUCCGGCAAUGCUAUAAAAUUUAAUUUAAUAAAUUUAUAAAUACUAUUUAUAAAAAUUAUGAAAUUUUUUUUAAAAUUAAGUUUUGAAUACACUUUAAUGUGUUAAAAUCUAAUUAAGUACAAAUUGCAUUYUGUGCUAAGAUAAUACUAUGGAUUUUUUGUUUUUUGAUGUAAUAUCAUGAGAUUAUAUUAAAUUUGUCCAGUAUUUGUUUAUGAAUAUAUACAAGACUACAGAAAAACUACCCUUUUAUUAUGCAA
Molecule: messenger RNA, 2253 nt
Organism: Diuraphis noxia (Russian wheat aphid)
Lineage: Eukaryota; Metazoa; Arthropoda; Insecta; Hemiptera; Aphididae
Source: RefSeq, a predicted model, not a curated record